This is a messenger RNA of Bipolaris maydis ATCC 48331, 1440 nucleotides long. RefSeq names its product aldehyde dehydrogenase domain-containing protein. Gene Ontology annotation, molecular function: aldehyde dehydrogenase (NAD+) activity. The record is from RefSeq and is a predicted model, not a curated record. Lineage: Eukaryota; Fungi; Ascomycota; Dothideomycetes; Pleosporales; Pleosporaceae.
AUGGCAUCGCCGUUUGAAACCAAACUGUUCAUCAAUAAUCAGUAUGUAGCUGCCAAGUCAUCUGAACGACUAAAACUUUACAAUCCCACCGAUGAUUCUCUUGUCACAGACGAUGUACACGUUGCAGGUCCAGAUGACGUCAAUGCGGCUGUCGCCGCUGCUAGGGCUGCCUUUCCCGGCUGGGCCGCAACACCUCCGGGCGAGCGAGCAAUUAUACUCAACAAAUUCGCAGAUCUUAUCGAUAGCAAUGCCGAAACUAUCGGGGCGCUACACACUAAGUGCAGCGGCCAAAUCAAGCUCCUGGCAAGCAAUUUUGAGCUCAAAGUUGCUUCGAAAUGCUUCAGAUACUAUGCAGGCUGGUGUGAUAAGCUUUUUGGAGAAGUUGUUCCUUCAGUCGAUGGCAUCAUGUCGAUUAUAACGCACGAGCCGUUGGGCGUAUGUGCAGCCAUCUGUGCCUUUAAUGCACCAAUGCAGGUCCUAUCUGCCAAGACGGCACCAGCACUAGCUGCUGGAAACACGGUCAUCGUUAAACCUUCCGAGAAGUCGCCACUGGGUGCACUUUUCGUUGGCCGUCUCGCCAAAGAGGCGGGUUUCCCCGAUGGUGUCUUCAACGUCGUUACUGGCGGUGGUCCGACUGGCGCACUCUUAGCCUCGCACAUGGAUAUCAACAAGGUCUCAUUUACGGGUAGUAGUGCUACUGGUCGUAAGAUUGCACAAAUGGCGGCUCAGAGCAAUCUGAAGCGUGUCCAGCUUGAACUUGGUGGCAAGAGUCCUGCAAUCAUCUUUCCCGACGCCGACCUCGCGACCGCUAUCGAGUGGUGUAUUCGUGGGUUUACUACUAUCAGUGGCCAGGCCUGUAUCACUACGUCCCGUCUAUAUGUUCAUAAAUCCAUUCGCGAACAGUUCCUCGGGGGCCUUCAGGAGGGACUAAAGCAGAUGGAAACUACUAUGGGGGAUCCAAGCAAAGAUAACGUCUAUUUCGGUCCCCUCGUCGACAAGAUACAAUUAGAAAGAGUUACAGGAUAUCUCAAGUCUGGAAAACAAGAAGCCACUCUGUUAUACGGAGCAAAAUACAGCUUCGGCUGUUUUGUCAGACCAACCAUUUUCGUUGAUUCCAAGCCCGACGCAAAGGUCUAUAAGGAGGAAAUAUUUGGCCCGGUUACUGUUGUAAAUGACUUUGAAGACGAAGAAGAAGUAAUUCGCAGGGCAAAUGACACUGAGUUUGGACUUAGCGGCGCGGUAUUCUCUCAGGAUAUCACGCGAGCACUACGUGUAGCUUCUAAGAUCCACAGCGGAACCGUGUGCGUCAACUGCACAAUGAUGAAUCAAGUCGAAGCACCAUUUGGCGGUGUCAAGUCGAGUGGUUGGGGUCGUGAAAAUGGCAAGGAUGGUAUCCUGGCUUUCACUGAGCCCAAAACUACCUUUGUUAAACUUAUAUAA